Molecule: messenger RNA, 1626 nt
Organism: Rangifer tarandus platyrhynchus (Svalbard reindeer)
Lineage: Eukaryota; Metazoa; Chordata; Mammalia; Artiodactyla; Cervidae
Source: the annotation of a GenBank genome assembly
AUGUCCCGGCUGGUGGAAUGUGUCCCCAACUUCUCAGAGGGAAACAACCAGGAGGUGAUUGACGCCAUCUCUCAAGCGGUGGCGCAGACCCCAGGCUGCGUGCUGCUGGACGUGGACGCCGGCCCCUCCACCAACCGCACCGUCUACACUUUCGUGGGGCGCCCUGAGGAUGUGGUGGAGGGGGCCCUCAAUGCCGCCCGCGCUGCCCAUCGGCUCAUCGACAUGAGCCGGCACAGAGGGGAGCACCCCCGGAUGGGUGCCCUGGACGUGUGCCCCUUCAUCCCGGUCAGGGGCGUCACCAUGGACGAGUGCGUGCGCUGUGCCCAGGCCUUUGGCCAGCGGCUGGCAGAGGAGCUGGAUGUGCCAGUGUACCUCUACGGCGAGGCAGCGCGGGCGACCAGCCGCCAGUCCCUGCCGGCCAUCCGGGCUGGGGAGUAUGAGGCGCUCCCUGAGAAGCUCAAGCAGGCCGAGUGGGCACCCGACUUCGGGCCCAGCGCCUUCGUUCCCAGCUGGGGGGCCACCGCCACAGGGGCGCGGAAGUUCCUCCUCGCGUUCAACAUCAACCUGCUCAGCACCAAGGAGCAGGCGCACCGCAUCGCCCUCAAUCUCCGUGAGCAGGGUCGUGGGAAGGACCAGCCAGGACGCCUGAGCAAGGUGCAGGGCAUCGGCUGGUACCUGGAUGAGAAGAACCUGGCUCAGGUGUCCAUGAACCUCCUGGACUUUGAGGUCACAGGGCUGCACACAGUCUACGAGGAGACCUGCAGAGAAGCCCAGGAACUGAGCCUUCCAGUGGUGGGCUCACAGCUGGUGGGCCUGGUGCCUCUGAAGGCCCUGCUGGACGCGGCCGCCUUCUAUUGCGAGCAGGAGAAUCUGUUCCUCCUGGAGGAGGAGCAGAGGCUCAGGCUGGUGGUGAACCGGCUGGGCCUGGACUCCCUGUCCCCCUUCAACCCCAAGGAGCGGAUCAUCGAGUACCUGGUCCCCCAGGAUGGGCCCAAGCAAAGCCUGAUGGACCAGCCCCUGCGCGCCUUCAUCCAGGCCGUGGGCGCCCGCUCGGCAGCCCCGGGGGGUGGCUCUGUGGCCGCAGCCAGUGCAGCCAUGGGCGCCGCCCUGGCCUCCAUGGCCGGCCUGAUGACCUAUGGGCGGCGCCAGUUCGAGCACCUGGAUGUGACCAUGCGACGCCUGAUCCCACCCUUCCACACCGCCGUGGCUGAGCUGACUGCGAUGGUGGACGCUGACGCCCGGGCCUUCGAGGCCUAUCUGAAAGCGACAAAGCUGCCCAAGAAUACACCUGAGGACAAGGACAGACGUGCGGCCGCCCUGCAGGAGGGGCUGAGGCAGGCGGUGGCUGUGCCCUUGGCGCUGGCAGAGACGGUGGCCUCGCUGUGGCCGGUGCUGGGAGAGCUGGCUCUGUGCGUGAACCUGGCCUGCAGGUCAGACCUGCAGGUGGCAGCCAAGGCCCUGGAGACAGGUGUGUUUGGCGCAUAUUUCAACGUGCUCAUCAACCUGAAGAAUGUCACUGAUGAUGCGUUUAAGGACCAGGUCCGCCAGCGCAUCUCCGGCCUCCUGCAAGAUGCCCAGACGCAGGCAGCGCUGGUGCUGGACCGGCUGGAGGCCCGGCAGGAGUGA